AUGUCAGACACCCCUUCACAGCCUACUCUACCGUCUCCCCCUUUCUACGUUGUAGAAGGCGUCAACAACCUCAGAGAUGUCGGUGGUUACACCGUCUCCCCCACCACUUCAGUACGGCGCAACUUCAUAUACCGGUCUGCGCAUCUAUCAAGCGUAACACCCACGGGAGCAAAGACUCUAGUCGAUGAGCUGGGCAUAUCAUACAUCUAUGACUUCCGCUCCGAGGUCGAAAUAGCCCGGUAUCCGCUCGUAGACAUACCAGGCACCACAUUCAUUCAUGUGCCCGUGUUCAAGGGCCAGGACGCAAGCCCAGCCAACCUGGCGUUAAGAUAUAAAGACUACGCCGCCGACGAGGGGCCUGCAGGAUUUAUACGUGCGUAUAAAGAUAUUCUCGUCAGCGGAGCAAAGUUUGCAUAUAAGGUUGUUUUCGAACAUAUUCGAGACCAGCCUACGCAGUCGCUGCUAUUCCACUGUACGGCCGGGAAGGAUAGGACGGGUGUGUUCGCUGCGCUGGUGCUGAGGCUUGCGGGCGUGUUGGAUAAUGAAGUUAUUGGUAAAGAGUACGAGCUUACGCAGGCUGGACUGGACGGGCUUCGGGAGGAGUUUAUCCAGAAGCUGCUCCAGCAUCCUUCUGUUGGCGGGGAUCGCGAUGCAGCGGUGAGAAUGACGAGUGCAAAGGCCGCCGCCAUCAUUGGGACGCUUGAAUGGUUGGACAAUGAGUAUGGGGGUGUGGAAGGGUACAUGAGGAAAGAGAUUGGGUUUAAUGAUGAGGAUAUCCGGCGGAUCAAGAAGAAUAUCGUUGUCGAAGGGUCUGGAGUUUGCCUGAACUGA
Messenger RNA from Trichophyton rubrum CBS 118892, 831 nucleotides. RefSeq lists its product as uncharacterized. NCBI's taxonomy places the organism in Eukaryota, Fungi, Ascomycota, Eurotiomycetes, Onygenales, Arthrodermataceae. Bases 1 to 831 code for a protein of 276 amino acids. Gene Ontology annotation, molecular function: phosphoprotein phosphatase activity. The record is from RefSeq and is a predicted model, not a curated record. Gene Ontology annotation, biological process: dephosphorylation. The transcript has a single exon.